Alosa sapidissima (American shad) is the source of this 3237-nucleotide messenger RNA. RefSeq names its product sialic acid-binding Ig-like lectin 7. Lineage: Eukaryota; Metazoa; Chordata; Actinopteri; Clupeiformes; Clupeidae. The transcript is spliced from 11 exons. The coding region runs from base 188 to 1876 and encodes 562 amino acids. The record is from RefSeq and is a predicted model, not a curated record.
UCAUGCCCAUGCACCACCCUUGGGAUGCUGCACUUCUACUGACAUGACAUGCUCUGUGUUUCAGAGGAAGGGAAGACACCUUUUAUCCUAAUCAUUGGAGCAACAACAGGUGGAUCCCUGGUAGUACUCCUGUUAUUUGUUGUGAUUUGUGUUAUGAGAUGGAACAAGCCUACACUACAUCAAGAGGAUGAGCUUAAUUCCGAGUGUGAGACCUCAGCUACAUGUGAUGAGGAAGGGCCUGCCCAUACUUAUGGACCCAAACCUACAGAUGACCAGCAAGUGGAGCUCCACUAUGGGGAGAUCAACCUCUCCAAACUGCCUCUCAGAGACACCCACGAGGGGCAGGAGCAGGGACCAGGGCAGGAGACAGAGUACGCAGAGAAGUGCAAGGCGUGAAAACAAGAAAGCUCAUUUACAUUCCAGCCUAGCUAGGAGCAGCUUCCUCUUUUUGGACUCUAGGAAGUGUGCUGAAUUUAAAGACGAAGUGAUGAUCUUCCUCAACACCUUCUUUUUCUUUCAUCUCCUGUUCUUCGCAGUAGGGGAACGGUCAUACUCGGUAUCACUGCCAGAGAGACUCUAUGCCUUAGGGGGAUUCUGUGUGGUGAUUCCCUGUUCAUUUGAUAUCCCUGAUUUUGAAACCAAACUGAACAUCUCUAAGUCAAUUAAUGGAUUGUGGAUUAAAGGCGGAGAAAACUUUAAUAAUCUCCCAGUGGUUUUCAAUGGCACUACUAACAUAACCAAGUUGUUUGAGAGAAUAGAGAUCACUGGAAAUCUACAUCAGAGAGAUUGCACAACUAUCUUCUACAACGUGACUCAAAGCCAUGCAGAUAAAUACCACUUCAGAACUGAGAUGACCAAUGAACUAUAUACGUUCAAGGAGUCAUUUCGUCUGAUUGUUGAAGAUUCUCCAUUGAGUCCACAGGUAUCAGAGAUGUCUGAGGUGUCAGAGGGGACAUCAGUGAAUCUGACCUGCACUGCUGCUGCUCCCUGUCUCUCUCAGUCUCCUACCAUCACCUGGUCUCUUCCCACUGGGAACACACACACUCACAUACAGGACGAGAAGGAUGGCAACAGAUCCCUUGUGUCUUGUUUGACCUUCACUGCUUCCCAUAGUCACCAUGGGAGAAAAAUCUACUGUACGGCUUCUUACCCCAGACAGAACGGCAGCUCUGUGGAAGCCUACAGCACUGUGCAGAUACUCAGAGUCUUGUUCUCUCCUGUGAAUGUGGUGGCCUCUGUGAGCACUUCAGGUCCAGCAGCAGAGGGCAGUAGUGUGACUCUGACCUGUAGCAGCAGUGAGGCCAACCCUCCAGUGCAGAACUACACCUGGUUUAGAAGGGGCCAGCACACACCUAUAGGAUCUGGACAAACCCUCACCUUCAAUCUCAGCUCCAGUGAUGAAGGACAGUACUACUGCAGGGCAGAACAUCCACAGGGGGGAAAGGAGUCUGCUGCAGUUAAUCUGAUGGUCACAGAGGAUAAAAGGAUUUUUUUCCUAACCAUCGGGGUAUCUGGAGGAUCUCUGGCAAUAGUAGUCCUGAUGGCUGUACUGAUCAUUUGUGCUAAGAGAUGGAACAAGCCUACACUACAUCACGAGGAUGAGCAUAAUUCCGAGUGUGAGACCUCAGCUACAUGUGACGAGGAAGGGCCUGCCCAUACUUAUGGACCCAAACCUACAGAGGACCAGCAAGUGGAGCUCCACUAUGGGGAGAUCAACCUCUCCAAACUGCCUCUCAGAGACACCCGCGAGGGGCAGGAGCAGGGACCAGGGCAGGAGACAGAGUACGCAGAGGUCCGUUUGUCAGGCAGAGACGUCUCGGCUAGUGAUCAGACAGGUCUAGACAAAGAAGAGCUUUACGCCAAAGUACAGAAAUAACUGCAAUCAUUCAAAACCUUCUGAAAAUGAAAUCUUGUUAAUAUCAAUGGCAAAGAUUUAACCCUUCAGCAGGGGAGUUUUGAACAUUCUAUGAACAUUCUAUUCCAUGUUGAAUUUGGUGACCUCAGAUAUUCUUUACAACAUUCAUUUUACAACAUCACACCUGUGACGGUACCUUCUAGGUGGAAUAGGUUUUUAACAAAUUUGCAACCUGCUCUUCGUGGACUUCUACAGUAGCUGUCCAUUCUGUGCUUAAACAGCCUGGACCAAGCCAAACAUUCCUCUCAACCAAUUGCUUCAGAUAAUGUUGAGCUCAGGUAUCAACAGCCUUUGGCAAGAAUUGUAAACCGUGCCUCUAUUUAUAUAUUUCCUGUUUUCUUGUUUGUUUGUUGGUUGGGUUGUUGGUUGUUUUUUGGGGGUGCCUUUUUAAUUAAAAUAGGACAGUGACUGGAAAUGGGUGGGAGAGAUAGGAGUAGUAUCGGAAAUGAUCACAGGUUCCGGUAUAACAACCUAGUCUAUUUUUGGAUGACACCCUCUCCAUAAUAGCGUAGAUGUAAUUUCCCAGUCCCACACCACAUCUUUCCCAAUCGCUUCCUGUCUGUCUUUGCACUGUCCUACAAUAAAGGCAAAAAAUCCGAAAGAAAAAAAGUUGUAAAUGCAUAUUCUGGUCUUCAAAACUUUACAGAUUGAUGUCAUUUUGGUCCCUAACAAAAAUGUACACAAAUACUGUAGACCAGGGUUUCCUAACCUUUUUUGGCAGGUGACCCUAUUUUAAAGUCACAAAACGUUGGCGACCCCAAUCAUUCACAACAUGUUGUGAGAGAGACCGCAUCUCAUCUUUGCCGUAACAUCCAGUUGAGAGCAGCAUUUUCCCCAAAUGUCCUUGCAAGCUAAUUUUUUUGUUUGACUAACUUGCCUGAUUGUUUUGCUACUUUAAUUUGAACGUUGAUAAAGCAUUAUUGCCCAUGAUGAUCUCAUGCGGGAUGUCUACUUUUAUUUUUACAUUGUAAUGAAAGAUCCGAUUAGUUACUUAACUUGGAUAUCAUGUCAUAUAUUUUUCAUUUAAUGUAUAUACAUUUUAAUGUAAUGUACUGUCAAUUGUAAGAUACCCAAUAUCUCAGCCGACCCCAUUUGGAUUUCAGGCAACCCCACAUGGGGUCCUGACCCCAAGGUCGGGAAACGAUGCCAUAGGUGGAAGGUAGACUGAGACAACUGGGCUUUUAUUGAUUCAUUUCUUUAGUCAUUAAUCUCCUGCUGCUGUACAGGUGCUAUAUCAGGCAACACUCAGAUUUAGUAGGUAUAAGGAAAUCAGAAAUGUUUUCUAUUUGUUGCUCUGUAGAAUGUGAGAAAUGUUCUGUAAU